AUGGCCGAUAGCUUCAAAGCUGCCAAGGGCAGGCUCGUGCAGGGAGCGGCGCCCCAAUCCUCCGACUUGGAAGACACGGCCGACUUCAUCGCGAACUGGAACGCCUUGGUGUCGACGUACACAUCCCGCGACCUCACAUACGCGUCUGCUGAUGAUGCAAUUCCUUUGGUUCCCCAAAGUGACAGUCAACAGGCCGUCCGUCCUCCAGGACCAGCCGUCUUGGGCCUGGACUUCGACCAUGGGCGCAUCUGGUUCCACGGCCCUGUGCAAACCUCCAAGCCGCUUGUCGACAGCAUCCGCAUACAUCCAGGUCCGUCUCCAGCGCCGCCACCCGAAACAGCGCCACAUGUUACUUCAACAACCCCCAGCCCGUACCAGUCGGGCGCCGCCUUUGUGGACCUCUUCAGGUUCCAGCCGCGGUCCAUGUAUCUCGUCGGCGGCGCGGCCGUGUCUUCGCAGAGGGUCCUCCACAUCACCGACGCGGACGCGAACCCGGUCGGCUGGGUCGUGUUCGACCUCGGAGAGGUCCCACCAGCGGCGCAAGCCCUCUACGUGGCUCGUGUCUCUGAGAAUGAGGUCGCCGACCGGUUUGAUGGGUUCAAUGACAUGUUGUUGGCGGAGUCGGCAGGUUCGGCAGAUGGAGAGUCUGAUACGAGGGGGUUCACGAGGGUCCUCAACAGCGCCAUCCAAAGCUUCUUCGGGCUCAAGAAGAUGGCGACACGGCAGCAGUGCGGCGAGUACGUCUUCUGGAACGGCGCCGCCCACGUCUCGCCCACCCCCGUGCAGGGUGCCUUCAGCUACACCGCCUGGUGA
Molecule: messenger RNA, 813 nt
Organism: Lasiosphaeria miniovina
Lineage: Eukaryota; Fungi; Ascomycota; Sordariomycetes; Sordariales; Lasiosphaeriaceae
Exons: 2
Coding region: 1-813 (270 amino acids)
Source: RefSeq, a predicted model, not a curated record